AAAAUAUAACAAUGAAUUAGAGUUGCAUUCCACAACAACCUUAAAUUUUAAUGUAGGAAGGCAGGGGAGGAGAAAACACACACACACACACACAUACACAAAUAGUAAUAAAUAUGACAAUGAGAAGUCCUUAGUAUCAACUAUAUACCAUAGACUAAAAAUGCAGAAUUCUUAUUUAAGAAAGCAGUCAGGAUUUUGAGAAGUGGAAUAUUAUGAUUACAGCAGAUGAUUUAGAAGUUGCAUAGUAUAAUGGAGUGAGUGAAAUUCUGGUUCUGCCACUUCAUAGCUGUGAGACUGAACAAACAACUUCUCUGAUCUCAGAUUAGUUUCUUCGUGUGUAAAAAUACAGUUGAUACUAUUUAAUCAUAGUGUUAUUGGCAAUAAUGGUCACUCAAAAUAAAUGCCAAUUUCCUUCCUAUCGUAUAAAGUAUGUUUGAAGGCAGGGUGAGCGCGAGGGGCUGGAGGAGACGCUCCGCCAGCUGCAGGCGCGCUAUGAAGAGGAGGUGCUGAGCCGCGAGGACGCCGAGGGCCGGCUGAUGGAGGCGCGCAAAGGCGCAGACGAGGCGGCGCUGGCCCGCGCCGAGCUGGAGAAGCGCAUCGACAGCCUCAUGGACGAGAUCGCUUUUCUGAAAAAAGUGCACGAGGAGGAGAUCGCCGAGCUGCAGGCCCAGAUCCAGUACGCUCAGAUCUCGGUGGAGAUGGACGUGUCCACCAAGCCCGACCUCUCCGCUGCGCUCAAGGACAUCCGCGCGCAGUACGAGAAGCUGGCCGCCAAGAAUAUGCAGAACGCCGAGGAGUGGUUCAAGAGCCGCUUCACGGUGCUGACCGAGAGCGCCGCCAAGAACACCGAUGCCGUGCGCGCCGCCAAGGACGAGGUGUCCGAGAGCCGCCGCCUGCUCAAGGCCAAGACCCUGGAGAUCGAGGCUUGCCGGGGCAUGAACGAAGCGCUGGAGAAGCAGCUGCAGGAGCUGGAGGACAAGCAAAAUGCCGACAUCAGUGCUAUGCAGGACACAAUCAACAAAUUAGAAAAUGAAUUGAGAACCACGAAGAGUGAAAUGGCAAGAUACCUGAAAGAAUACCAAGACCUCCUCAAUGUGAAGAUGGCUUUGGACAUUGAGAUCGCAGCUUACAGGAAACUCCUGGAAGGCGAGGAGACCCGGCUCAGUUUCACCAGUGUGGGCAGCAUCACCAGCGGCUACUCCCAGAGCUCCCAGGUCUUUGGCCGAUCUGCCUAUGGUGGUUUACAGACCAGCUCCUACUUGAUGUCUGCCCGCUCCUUCCCAUCCUACUACACCAGCCACGUCCAGGAGGAGCAGAUCGAGGUGGAGGAGACCAUCGAGGCUGCUAAAGCGGAGGAAGCCAAGGAUGAACCCCCCUCUGAAGGAGAAGCUGAAGAGGAGGAGAAGGAAGAGGCCGGAGAGGAAGAGGGGGCCGAGGAGGAGGAAGAA
Molecule: messenger RNA, 1448 nt
Organism: Otolemur garnettii (small-eared galago)
Lineage: Eukaryota; Metazoa; Chordata; Mammalia; Primates; Galagidae
Product: neurofilament light polypeptide-like
Exons: 1
Biological process (GO): neurofilament bundle assembly
Cellular component (GO): intermediate filament; axon; postsynaptic intermediate filament cytoskeleton
Molecular function (GO): structural constituent of postsynaptic intermediate filament cytoskeleton
Source: RefSeq, a predicted model, not a curated record